Molecule: messenger RNA, 831 nt
Organism: Polistes canadensis
Lineage: Eukaryota; Metazoa; Arthropoda; Insecta; Hymenoptera; Vespidae
Exons: 3
Coding region: 24-509 (161 amino acids)
Source: RefSeq, a predicted model, not a curated record
AAUAAACGUGGGGUAUUUUCAAAAUGAUCGGUCUUAGAAAAUUCAUAAAACCAAUGUUCACUUUCGAACAACUUUGUUGGCGUUAUAAAUUGUUUUUAUCUUUGAUGGGCUGUUGGCCACCAUUAUGCGCUAAAAGACAAAUAUUUAAAAGAUUAUUCGUCAAUAUAUGUUUGACUAGUUUGAUUUUAAUUCAGGUAUUUGCUCUUUUCACUUCGGCAAACGAAUCGGAUAAAAUUGUUGAAAUAAUGACCUAUCUUUUGCCAGUGCUUGGUAUGGAUACCCCAUACUUUGCUGUAUACUUUAAUAUUGAAAAGACAAUCUAUUUUUUCAAUCACUGUAUCGCUGAUUGGAAAAAAUUAGAAAAUAAGGAAGAACGUAAAAUUUUUCGAAAGUGUGUCAUAGAUAAUACUUAUUUCACUCUUCUAAUAACUGGUAGGAUGAGACAACUUUUAAAAUUACCCACAUUUUUUGAAAUAUCAUUCAUUGCGAAAUAUAAUUAUAAUAAUUGAUUUAAUAAAUUUAUCAUAUAUAAGUAAAUUUUUAAAAAAUGUACAUUCUGAAACAUUAUAAUUUGUUUUGAUUAUCAUAUGAAUUCAGCACAGUAGAUUGAUCAUUAAUAAUUAUUUCAUUAAAAUCCCAUAAGAGUAAAUAUUUACUUUUAAAUAUUUCCAGAAUUUAUUAAUUUUCAUUUUACUGUAAAUCAAAAUUUCAGCAAUAUACAGCCUAUCAUGUUUUGUAUUACUAUUUGUUUCAUUAAAACCAGUAUAUUUGGAUAUUAUUUCACCUUUGAAUGAAACUCGGCCACGUCAGUCAGUGGUUCCUAUUGAAUUG